This is a messenger RNA of Symbiodinium sp. CCMP2456, 1836 nucleotides long. NCBI's taxonomy places the organism in Eukaryota, Dinophyceae, Suessiales, Symbiodiniaceae. The record is from the annotation of a GenBank genome assembly.
AUGGCAGACGGUGGAUAUGUUCAGUCCACUUCGUCAAGCUUCGUGGUUCAUGCCGCUAGUCAUGUACCACGACGGGCGACACUGCUUUGGGUGCCGGGUGCGACACACGACUCUGCUGCAGUGUUCCAGGGUCCCAUGACAGCACUUGCAGACAGCGGCUACACCUCUGUGGCGCUCUUCCUGGAGAAGUCGCGCUGUACCUCCCUGAGCAACUAUGUUGGUCAGGUAGAAGAUGCUUUGCGCAACCUCGAGGAACCUGUCGUCCUGCUUGGCCACUCUCUGGGGGGCUCCAUCGUGGAGGUUCUGCUCGCGAAAAAGAAGGAUACGGCUGCCAAAGUGCAGGGAGCAAUCCUGCUGUGUCCGGUGCCAGUGAUGAGCUUUUGUACAUAUAUUUGUUUUUUUCUUCAUCUGCUGGCGACGUUCUGUAUUGGUGUGUUCAUGGUUCUCGUGUCAAUGAAUGUAGCGCAGCUGGUGGGCGGUGGCUACUUCUGCCGGAGCGCACACCGGUGCCAAUCAAUCGGUUUCGCUGGAAACCCGAGCAUUGUGACAAUAACGGGGAGUCCGCAGACGUUUCAGCAGUACCAUGAAGGCAUCGCAAAGGUCGAGUCGGUAAAUCUGCUUCUCGGGCUACUCGGUUUCAGUCUUUGCCGUGGCAAAUCGGAGGAUGGGAACAAGCCCGUUUCUCUCAUCGCUGGAUCUGGGGACGUCCUGACUCCCCUCUGGUGCCAUGAGAGCACGGCUGCUGCAUGGUCCACCGACAUCGUCUCGCUGGAGGGCCAGGGCCAUUUCCUGUCCGACGAGGAUUGGCAGAGCACGCUUCUUCCUGCGCUGAAGCAGCAAUUGGAGAGAUUAUUGAAGACUUGCCUCCUUGGUAAGCCAGGUGUGUUGACAUUCACAACAUUUCGCAACUUCUUGCGAUUCUCAGGUCGGAGAGUCUGCCACCAUGAGCACAUCAUGUGUUGCAGCACCUUCUUCAUGAUAGGGGUUGCAGUUGCCGCAGCAACGGCCAUUGCCUCCAAGCAAGGCUGGCGGGCCCAGGUGAGACGCCCCGAUCUUGAAGUGAGGAUCUUGGUUAGCGACAGCGAUAUCCUGGUCGACCUUCCGCUUCUUGUUCAAAGCAUACCGAGCGGCGGCGGAGAGCUUUGCAGUGCGGGCAUGGCCGCACCUGUGGCCUGGGCAUUGGCUCGGUCAGCCGAGCUCAAGCAAGGCGACCGUGUGCUCGACCCGAUGUGCGGCAAGGCUGUUAUCCUGGUGGAGGCUGCCCUCAGCUGGCCCAACUGCCACUACAUAGGCGUGGACCUCGAUGCGAGUCAGCUGUCCGGUGCGCGCAGCAACGCUCAGCUGGCACAGGCGAGUGGUGCCCGAUUGGACCUCCUCUUGGGCGAUGCCCAGAGGUUGCCAUUACCAGAUCGCUCGGUUGAUGCGGUGAUAUGCGACAUUCCGUUUGGACGCCAGUAUGGCACCGUCGAAGGCUGCAGAGACAGCUUAUACAAGGCUGUGCUUAAAGAGUUCGACCGCGUCGUGCGAUCGGAUGCCGACGGCCGCUUGAUUCUGAUUUCUUCUCUUGAGCAGGAGCCUUGGGUCCUGGAAGCUGCAAAUCUGCAUUCCGCCCAAGCCUCCUGGCUCUGCUAUGCACGACGAGAGCUGAAACUUGGCUUUCUGGAUGCAAGCAUCAUUGUGCUCCGGCGUCGGCAGCCAGGACAGGAUUCCGCUAAUGGCUUGCCAGAGCUGGCGAAGCGGCUGUGGUGGGAAACGUCGGCUGGAAGAGGCGACUGGGCGUCUCUCAAGGUCUCGGAAAGGCCCCUGAUGCAAGCGACGCGUGGCCGGGAGAUUUGA